AUGUCCCCACCCCCGUGGAAGGGCCAACUGCCUGGGGUCCCGGACUCCCAAGUUGGAUCUUCGGAUUUCUCCAGCCAGGACUUCCCUUGGAAUCAGCAACCAGCAUUCCCUACGCCGGAGUCAGUCGACAGACAUGCCCCUCAUGAACCUAUGGCGAUGGACCGUACCAUGACCAGACAAGGGCAAGAAAACCCCUUCAAUCACCACGCUAUCAUUGCAAAUAGCGCAUCCGAGUCCCUCUCCCCAGAGUCACAGGGUGAUCUUCCAAUCACUCCAAAUCAUAUCGACGGAAACAUGGUAAUGCCUCCGGGACGUUGGGUCUGGCGGCCAAUGGACUCAUGCCAAGACUCGUUCCAAUAUCAACUCCCUCCCAUCAGCUCACUUGACUUUGGUCAGUACCUCCCUGACACUUGGAAUCCGACGACUGCUUCUCAACUUCCUCCUUUCCCAUGUGGUGGCCAGCCCACAUCAUCUCCGACCCCCUUCGAUGCGGCCGAAUUUGAACGUCUUAGUGGUUGCAUCCACGAUCAUUCUCUCCCUGAAACAGCUAGCGAGUCACUAGAGCCACGUCCUGAAGAAAAUAAGGACGUCGAUUGUGAGCCUCAUGGAUUUGCACCGCUGUGCGAGUUCUCCCGCCCAUGCAAAAUGUCUCCCAGCCCUGAUGGAGUGCAUUUUCGGAAGAUUGUUUCCCAUCUCUUCGGCCGGAAUAAGGCCUCAACCAAACUCUUCCCAGACUAUGUUUGGGUGUACUAUUGUCGCAAGCACUACCAGCGUGCGCGGUAUCGGGCCGAGCAAUGGCCCUUUAACCAGUGUGAGUUGCUGCUGCAAUCCCUGGACAGAAUGGAAGAAUGGGGAAAUGUCCUCUUCUUUGAGCUGCGCCUUCGCCGCCGAGAGGCGUUGCGCGCUGAUGGCCAGGACGAGAGGCCCACCCCUACUGGCCUUCUUCGCAACGGUCGUCGGCACCCAACCGCGAUCACCGCCCCGGUCCCAGAAUGGCUGCAGCGUGAAGUUGGAACGGAGAAAAGUUUCCAUGACAUUCGCCAGAUCGUGCAGCGAAUCCGGAGGUACCUUACCCACCUAAAGAGAGAAGAAGACACUAAGAAGACCGCACGGGGUAAACCGAGGGGCGCCGCAACCCUGUCUAAGGAUAGCAAGAAGCUCGCGCACAAUGCCGCCUACCGCGAAAAGAACAGCCUCGUCCGUUUCCCGGAUAUAGAGAUCCUUCCAACCUUCCACCCAAGAGCGUUAGAAGAAGCCCGCCAGCGCGCUUCUCAGAAAAAGCGUGGCAACAAGGAUGGGGGCGAGGGCGCCAACGACCAGGAAGAGCCACAUGCGCAGGAGGAGUACUCGGAGGAUGAGGGCGAGGACAUCAAUAAGAACGAUCGCCAAGGUCAACGCCGCAAGGGCAUGAAGCUGGUCACUCGUGUCUCUGCGAAGGGUGCCAUCAAGAAGCCUGCGGCUAGGAAGAGAAAGUGA
Molecule: messenger RNA, 1476 nt
Organism: Penicillium subrubescens
Lineage: Eukaryota; Fungi; Ascomycota; Eurotiomycetes; Eurotiales; Aspergillaceae
Product: putative pathogenicity factor
Exons: 1
Coding region: 1-1476 (491 amino acids)
Source: RefSeq, a predicted model, not a curated record